Molecule: messenger RNA, 844 nt
Organism: Cuscuta epithymum
Lineage: Eukaryota; Viridiplantae; Streptophyta; Magnoliopsida; Solanales; Convolvulaceae
Source: the annotation of a GenBank genome assembly
CUGCCCCUGCCAUCCGAUUCCAUAAUUUCCGGCGCAGACCUUCCGGCGCAGCUCCUUCCGGCGAGGCGUUCAUCAGACAUUUUAAGGCGCAUUCAUCACUUCCGGCGAGCUACUUCCAAUCAGACCAAUGGAUAAUCAGCCUGCUGCUUCUCACGUUAUCAAUCCGGCUGAUGCCACCGCAUCAGAUCAAAAUCGACGGCCCUACCCAAGCAAGCGGAUCCGACUACCUACCGACGUCGCCAACCGGGUCAUCAGUCUCACACAGCAGCUCGGAUUCCGGACGGAUGGGCAGACGGUGAUGUGGUUGCUGCAGCAGGCUGAGCCGGCCAUCCUCGCUGCUCAGUGGACAGCAAACUACCCACCAUCCGCCGCCGCCGCUUUCCAGCCCCCGAUCCCCGUUCCCGGCGGCGUCUACACAGAGAAUCUACCUGCCUCGAACAUAACGGCGCCGCCGCUGAUCACUUCCCCCGUCGUUUUCGGCGGCACACAAGCUCCGACAUACUAUCCCGUCAUCACUACUCCACUCGUCUACCAGCCGCCGCCGCCGCCCUACAGCUGGGGUUAUCCCAUCCCCGGCGCUUACCAACCCCCGUACGGUGGUGGGCAUCUAUGAUCGAUCAUCAUCGGUCAUUUUUUAAUUAUGUAAUUUUAUUUCAUGAUUUCAUCCCAUUCCGGCCAGACCCUGCCGGCCGGUGAAGUUAGAUUAGUAAUUAAGUUUAAUUUAAUUCAGCCUCUUUAAUUUAAUUAUAUGAUUAGAUAUAUAUCUAAAUGCAGGGUUUGAUUAAUUGUUGCAUUUGAUUAUUGUCUCAAAUUUAUUUAUUUUGUUUUGACAUGUAUAUAUCCG